This is a messenger RNA of Purpureocillium takamizusanense, 3623 nucleotides long. RefSeq lists its product as uncharacterized. Bases 1625 to 3142 code for a protein of 505 amino acids. The record is from RefSeq and is a predicted model, not a curated record. The transcript has 8 exons. NCBI's taxonomy places the organism in Eukaryota, Fungi, Ascomycota, Sordariomycetes, Hypocreales, Ophiocordycipitaceae.
CUGUCAAAUACAAUCUCCCGAGUUCUCAGUUCUAUGAAGAUGAUCGCUCCGUCCUUGGUGUUUGAACAAAGAGUGCUGGUACAAGCAACAUCUCCCCGAAACUAACCCGACGAUGGACGCAGCAAACCCCUGCCUGCGGCGCCCCUCCAUGCUCGGGCCGGCCCCGGAGUUGAUGAACUCCACCUGCAACCAAUGCAAUGACGGCUGUCCGGCAGGGUUGAUGGCUUCAUCCUCGGGUCCCUUGCCCGACGAACGGCCGAGACCACGGUGGACAGCAAGACGAAUCCAGUGUGUACCAUCCCUGCCGCCUCGCUCGCUAACGGCGACGCCAUGCAUUCGCGCGACAUGUCCCGUCAUGCACGGGAAACGACAGAUGUGUCUGGUCAUCCUGGGGUCCCUGCUGGUCAGGCACCUGGGAAUAACCCCCCAAGAGGAUGGACUGAUCAUCGUGCCAGCUGGUCGCCAGCGGGUCAGCUGAGGCAACGCGACCACUGGCGCGCCUGGGAGUCCAGUGCUAGGACCCUGACCCCCAUCCUGGCAUCCCAGCAAGGUGAGCCUGGCCGGCGAGGCAAAUGUAAGGUAGCAGUCGCAGCCGCACCGGGGCCUGCAAGGUGAGGGAGAUCUGGUGGUAGGCCUUGUUAGUGAAAUCUGGCGGCGAUUCCAACACACACCAACCGCUACAUAAACGCAUUACGUCUAGACUGCCCAUUCGUUGCGGGGACCCUCCCCCCCAAACACUCAGUGGCGCCUCAGUCACUCAACGGCCAGAGUCAACGAGGGAAGGGCUCAGGUUGACCGCCUCUGGCACUGGACGAAAAGGUCGCGACUGACUGCAUGCUGUCAUGGCACCCUCCCAGCGGCCGAGUGGACCGAUAAGCCUCGACGCCCACCACCCACAAGCAGCUGCAAAGCAAGAUACAGAGAUUCCGGCCAGCCUGGUUCGCACUUGCAUAGUCGUGCGGCCUUGCCUGACUGGCCUGACCUGACUUGGCCCACCACACUCACCUUGCUUGGCUACCCUCGCUCGAUGCCUUGCCGCUGGGAGGAGGCCCGGAGCGGACGGACGGCCUGCCCGCAUAGCACUGAGACAAAGGCGUGGACCGCUCCGUACCCAGUAGAACGGAGCUCAACAAGCACGACUGUUGAUAACUCGCCGGCCGCCCACAAUACGUCUCUCCUGUUCCCCCCUUUCGUUCUUGGCUUCAGUCAUAUCCAGAGACACACAGCUGCCCAAGCCAUCUCCACUGCAACCCUGUACAGGCCACGGCCAAGAGAGCUUCGUCAUCAUCAUCAACGACACACGGACGUCUCGACCCCAGGACGUAACCAUCCGCAGAGCUACCCAAUCCCACCCCAGCUUCUGUUUCAGCGAAUGGCCUGUGCCUUUCCCAGCCGCGUUUGAGCGGCGGAAUGCAAUUUGAACCGUGUCUCACAGAGCCAUCAAACGCGCAGUCUCUGGACGAUUACGGUCGGCGUGCAUUUGUAGCGACGCCUCACGCCAUAUUGUGAACAGCAGACAAAAUUCCCGACGUACAAUCGAUCAGUCUCAUUAGCGCAUGAUUCACGGCUUUUGGUCUUUCAUUUCAAAGUCUACUUUUCUCUGCGUGGUCCCUGGCAGCCUGACAUGAGCCAAGCUACCGUCGACAGUCAAACGCGUGAAGAGCCCGAGAUAGCAUCAUCAUCCUUGAACCUCUUCGACAUCUUCCACAACUCUCUCAUCCUCCGCAAUACUGUUCCCCAUCUUCCCGCCUCCAGCAUUUUGAACCUCGCAGCAACCGACCGAUCCUUCCGGGCUUUGAUCAACCAGACUCCGGGCGUCUUCAGACACCUCGAUCUCACACGAGUCAAGACCGCCCAAUUCGACAUUGACGAGAUCGACCACGGCGGCCAGGUUUGGCGCAAUGUGCAGCUUGAUGAGUAUCUGACCGAAGAUGAUUUUUACUCUGGCCCGCUGAGAGGAGUCUUCUCGACCCUCAAGCGACGCGAUAUCUUGCAGGAUGUGCAGACCCUGAUCCUCGACGGCCUCUCCGUCACGUCGGAAUUGUGCUACGAUAUCAUUAAUGACCCAGCUUUCAGCGUGCGCAUCCUGUCCAUUCGUGAUGUCAAGCACCUGAAUCACGGAAAGCUGCGUGGCGCGCUGCAGUACGCAUGCCGUACCACCCGCCCUGAUAACACGCCGCGCCUCAAGGCUCUGUACGUGUUCGGCUCCAAGGACUCGGCCCUGACCGAUGAUUCGCCCUCUGGUUCAACCGCCCCCGAACAGCGAUCGCACGACGGUCAUUCUCAUGGUUCGGCCAUUAGUGCAGGGUGGAACCAUAAGAGCCAGCUGGCAUUGACAAGCGCGCUUCGUCACGGGGGUGAUGCCUGGUGGUCAAAAAAGGGGCGUCUCAUCUCACGCCCAAUUUCGAACGAAUGGGUCAAUUGCUUGGUCGCUUGUGAGGGACUCAUCGCGUUCGAUGCCGUCUUGUGCCACGGCCCUCGCCAUCACAACUCACCAGUCUUCGGCAAGACGACGGCUCCCCUUCGCAUCGAUCCCAACGAGCCAGAGAUCGCCACCUUCGCAGUGUCCGGGUGCGAGAGCUGCGGUCAGGCGCCCGAGGGUCUGCGCCGGCCGCAGACGAGCCAGCCGAUGAGUCUCCCAUUGCUCGCGCCGCCGCCGCUGCUCUCAUCUUCUAUUCGCGCCGCGACCUCUCCUCACCCGCACCGGGGCUCAGACGACGCACACCACGAGGAGCUCAGCUUCGUUGCCCGGUGCAUGGACUGCCUCCGCGAGCGUUACUGCGCCGGCUGCCACAAAUGGUGGUGCGAAGAUUGCUAUCAACUUCCUGGGCAGUAUGCGACGUCGGGGCCGGAGGUCAGCAACAUUGUCGUCGUGGAGCCCGAAGACGGUGAGGAUGAUGACGCUGCCGUGAGUGUGUCCGAGAGCCUGCAGACGAUUGCCAUCACCGCGAGCCCCAAGAUCAAGACUCGCAUCGCAAAGAGCUGCUGGGAAUGCGGCAACAACUGCGAUUCUUGCAUCGAUCAGACCCAGCGCGUGUGCAGAAAGUGCUGCGCCGGGUACUGCAUCAUCCACAACGAAGGGUCCUCGGCAACGCACUGCGACUGGUGCAUGUCACGCGGGCGCGGUCUCGGCCGCCUGUAGUCCUACACUACUAUUUGAUGCCGGCAACCUUGGCCACACGGCAUGAAUGUAACCCUCACAGGACGGAAUGGGGGGUGACACCCGGCUAUGGACGCCUUUAUAACCCGUCAGGAGACCGAAAUUACAGCCGUCGAUGAUUGGGAUGACCGAAAGAUGACAUCCGGAUUCGGCGACGAGCAUUGUUCCCUCAACGGGUCAGCCCUAGACGAGGCCCCCCGAAAGAAAGGCGCGGAAAGAAAAGCAAGCGUGCGAUGUUUUAUUAUCGUAUGAAAGUUCAGAAAGCCACAGAAAAAAUUGCUUAGGCGAUAAGAUGGGAGCCGGGCAGAGCAUGGCAUUACCAGAGCGAGAUCGAUCUUUCACCACUACUACGUGCUACUGUGCAGGCACACUUCACAUGGUUGGGUAUCAUUUGUUUGACGAUGGAGGUCGGAAGACAACACACCACUUAGCUAACAAACAAACACACCACUCUUUUUAUUCC